Molecule: messenger RNA, 4540 nt
Organism: Ahaetulla prasina
Lineage: Eukaryota; Metazoa; Chordata; Lepidosauria; Squamata; Colubridae
Gene: DCP1B
Product: decapping mRNA 1B
Exons: 9
Coding region: 63-1859 (598 amino acids)
Biological process (GO): deadenylation-independent decapping of nuclear-transcribed mRNA; deadenylation-dependent decapping of nuclear-transcribed mRNA; positive regulation of catalytic activity
Cellular component (GO): P-body
Molecular function (GO): enzyme activator activity; mRNA binding
Source: RefSeq, a predicted model, not a curated record
UCUCGGGACUUGAUUAGCUGCGCCUGCUCCGAACGCGGAGAGUUAUUUUUCUCCGAGGCAAGAUGGCCGCGUCAGUGGCUGGGGCUGCCCCACUGGGCAAGGGGUUGGACAUCAGCUUGGCGGCUCUCCAGCGGCACGACCCCUACAUCAGCAGCAUCUUGGACGUGGCCAGCCAGGUGGCGCUCUACACUUUCGGGCAUCGCGCCAAUGAGUGGGAGAAGACUGAUGUGGAAGGAACACUAUUUGUGUAUACAAGAUCAGCUUCGCCCAAGUAUGGAUUUACCAUUAUGAAUAGGCUGAGCAUGGAAAAUCGGACAGAACCCAUAACAAAGGAUCUGGAUUUCCAGUUGCAGGAUCCUUUUCUACUCUACAGAAAUGCUAAAUUGUCCAUUUAUGGAAUUUGGUUUUACGAUAAGGAAGAAUGCCAAAGAAUUGCAGAGCUGAUGAAAAAUUUAACUCAGCAAGAACAACUGAAAGCACAACAGGGAUCUGGCAUAGGAAUUUCACCAGUCAGCCUCAGCUCUGGUGACAGGAAAGACAUGGAUAUCUUACAGAUGCUCACCAGAGCCAAAGAUGAAUACACAAAGUGUAAAACAUGUUCCGAGCCAAAACAAAUGACCAGCUUUUCUGCCCUAUACCACAAUCCCAACUUGAUCAAGCCAAUCCCUCUAAAGCCCAGGGAAAGUCAGAAAGUCCAGAACACAGACUCCGAGCCUCAGCACCUGUCCCUUAUGACUCUCUUUGGGAAGCAGGAAAAAUCAAGCCUAUACCAAAAUGUCUCAGAGCCAUCUCAGAAACCCCACCAAGAUCAUUUUCCUCCAAGGCAGGGAGUCGUACGCGCUUUCUCGUACGAGGAACCCGGAAGACACUCGCCCACAACAGAGAAGCAGCUCUGUCCGGCCAUUCAAAAACUGAUGGUGCGCGGGCCGGAGCUUCACCCAGUCUCCGAACUUCCGGAGAACCGCCUCUGCGAGAAUGGCAGCCAGCCUUUCAUGGGGGAAGCUUUCACUGGGCUCUUCCAGCCUGUGACUUCACAGAGCAUCGGGAGUUCUCAUCCCGCCCAGAAUACCGCUUGCACAAGGAGCCUGCUCCAGCAGUUGCAAGGCCAGUCCGAACAGAUGACUAAAAUGGAAGCGAACAGCAUAGGAUUAGCAAAUCCAGCUGCCCCAGCCUUCAACAGGACUCCGGCCAUCUCCUUGGUGGCCCAGGUAAACAGUGUAAUACAGCCACCCAUGAUGUACUUCAAUGGUUCCCUGCCAAGCCAAGCUCUUGGUAAAGAACAAUCCAAACCUCCUAAGCAGUCACAUCCUCUUCCGGGGAACCACUCUGGAAAUUCCGGCAUAAUUUCACCUCAGGAGCUGUUGAAGAAACUGCAGAUAGUGCAGCAGGAACAACAGUUGCACAUAGCCAGUCGGCCAACCUUAGCGGCCAAGUUUCCUGUCGUUACUCAGCCCUCCGCCACUCUGAAACCUUUGGAUUCUUGGAUGGACAAGGCUUCGGCUACAGAAAAGCAGCCCCCUCUUCUUCAGGUCAUCUCCCCGCAGCGGAUUCCCGCUACUAUAGCUCCAUCCCUGCUGAUGUCCCCAAUGGUAUUUAGCCAGACUGCCCCACAGCUGCCAAAACCAAGUGAAAGUGGAUGGCUGCCAGUCAUGAAUCAAGAAAGUACUUCUGGAUCAGCAAACCUUCUUCUGCCUCUACAGAACUCAGAAGCAACCAUCCCAAAGACCAACCCAUUAACCAAGUUACAACUACAGGAAACGCUUCUGCAUCUGAUUCAGAAUGACGACAACUUCCUAAACGUCAUCUAUGAUGCUUAUCUAGGCAGCGUGAGAAAAGCAGCACUGAAAAAGCCCAUCUGAAGCAUAACAUUUUAAUUAAAUGUAGCCUGGUUUUCAUGUUUGGAACAGCAACAGAACGGAAGAGGUUUUUAACCUCCCGCAAGACUUUAAAUUAUCUUCAUUGGAAGCGUAUCUUGUUUGAAGAAAUUAGUAAAUGGGAUUAUUAGUGCCUUCCUGAUUACAGUGUGAAAACAACAUCAAAAUAACUUAUAUUGUGGCUCCUUAAAAAAAAAAGGUGUAGAUUCUACAAAAGCCACUGCAUUCAUUAAAAUAACAAAAAACAGUUAUAAUGGUGUCAUCUGCAAGCUCCUCCCCUUUCAUCUGUGCAUAUAUCAUGAUGUGUGUACCCAAGGCAUGGGACGUGUUGCAUCAGGGCUUUUUUUGUCCUUUGCUUCCCACCUGGAUGCCACUUCAUUGACGGUAUGCUGGCUUGUAUAAAGAUCAAUACGGUUGCUUGGGUUUUUCCAGGUUUGGUGGGUUUUUAAAUGUAUAAUGGCUAUUAAUUAUGUAGGUACUGAAAGGCCCUGCAUGCUUCAAAAACUUAUUCAGAGAAGUACUUCAAACUUCAUAGGAACGCAGAAAAUACUUGCUAUUUGUUAAAGACAUUUUGUUCUUUUCCCAGGCUUCUGCGAGAAAGGGGGGGAAAAAAGGAUAACGCUUUCAGGAAACCACUCCUCAGCUCUUAAAGCAGUAGCACCUUUUUUCUGGCUUGGGCAGAAGUCUGAAAAAAAAGUGGAGAUACUCAAUUAAUAGAGAGUUGCUGGGUGGCACAAGGUCUGAAGGCUUCUUCUGAAUUCUUUUUGGAGUAUGCACAGUUUGGCUGGGAAUGCCUAUUGCUAGAAGUCACAAGUUUUUCUACUUUGAACUAUUUAGAAAGAAUAAAUAUCGAAUACAUAUUUAUUGGCCACCAGGUGGCAGGAUAGGUCUGUUGUCUUGUUGUAUCCACUUUUAAACAGAUGAUUUCUACAGUAGAGCUGCAAUUUUAUUUUCUAUCAGCUGAACUACCAGCAAGUUGUUCAGAAAUCAGCAAAGUGUACUUGAUCCCAGAGGAUUUCUUGAAGGUAGGGCUACUGCAGACGGGCUACACAAAUCUGGAGGGCAGCAAACCAUUUAAUAAAACUUUAACUCUUUGAUAGCAUCAAGCAAUUAUUUGAAUUUUUGUGCCCCAGAUCUGGUAUCUCAAGUAAAGAUAAUGAGUGCAUAUAGUACAUCAGCCUUGUUAACACGUUUGAAGACUCUAGGCUAGACUCUAAGCAGUUCUUUUUGUCCUAUCACUUCAGUGUCUCAUAAACAGACACCAUCUGGCCCUAUCCCCUGCAACUUGGUAACUUAACUGGAAAGUGAUUUUCAUGUUAUUUAAAUGGGGCUCAUAUCUUGAGUUAUGGCAAAGGAGAGAAGGUUUAGGGCUAUCAGAUCCAGGCAUCAGGAAAAGGGUACAGAAAAUUUUCACUGGAUUUUUCAGUCCCAAUCUGAUAGCCAUAAAAAGAUUAGGGUAAGAUUUAUUACCAUAAUAAACUUAUAUGCCAUGAUUUCAAGAGGCCAUAGAUUUUUAUGUCUGUUAUUCUGUGUUUUAUGAGAGCUCGCCAGUUGCUAAAGUAUCUGAAAGCCAGAGUCAGUUAAGAGAAAUACAACAUUCCCGUUUAAACUAUAGAUUUUUUUAAAGACGCCAUUUGGAUUAUGUCAAAUGCAGUGAAGCCCAAAUUUAUCCACAAAUUAUGAAAGACGUAAGAUUGUUCCCUUUUUAAAAAAAAAAAGAAAUUAUAAGUAGGUCUUUUCUAUUUUAUAAUGAUUAUAAAAUUAUAACUCUUCAAAAAUAAAUUUGUGGUUUCCACUAUCCCUACUUUGUGAUGUAUAAAACUGUUGCCUUCCACCUGCAUUAAAUUAUAAUUCCCAAACUUCCCAACCUCUACAGCAGGGGUGGGGAACCAUGGUCCUUUUAUGACUUGCGGACUUCAACUCCCAGAAUUCCUGAGCCAUUCUGGGAGUUGACAUCCACAAGUCAUAAAAGGAAUGUACAGGAAUGUAAAAGUUGUAGCAAAUCUAUCCGGAGGAACUGUGAGAAAUAGGCCAACACUUGUCUGAAAUUCUUUUAAGGGAUGGCUGCAUUGUUUUAAAUUAUUAAAACCAGGACAAAGAAUGAAUAGUUUCAUUUUUUAUUGUAUUGUUCCAUGAACAGAUGGGCAAUGGUUUGGUGAUCUAUUUGUAAAGAAAAUAAAAUGAAGAACAAAUAUUUAUGUGUCAUCUCAUUUCUGCAUUGUGCUUUUUGAGAUUUUUCAUUUUAAAUAUUGAGUUUAGUUUUUUUAAAAUAUACUGGAUAUAAAUCCAUUACCCAAAGGAUACAGUGUUACCCAAUUUAGUACAUGGUUUACUUCUUUUGAAGAGAGGUGUACCUACCAGUCAGUCCUGUCUCCUGGUAAUCUCUUGGACAGGUCCCUGCAGUUUUCUUGGCAAGAUUUUGGAAGUAGUUUGCCCUUUCCUCCUCCUUUCUAGAGUUGGGGGGAAAUGACUGGUCCAAGGUCACUAACUGGAUUGAUGCCUAAAGUAGGAUUAGAACUCACAGUCUCCCAGUUUCUUGGAGCCUUAACCCCUGCAUCAAACUGGCUCUGUAGUUUAACAUGAGACAUUCCUAAAAUCUGAAAUCAAUUAUUCAUUCUGCUUGUCAGUUGUAAAUUAUUUACUGUGAUGAAUGGAAGUUCCCUAUU